GAGCCGGUCCUUCGUCCUACCUUCCCCAGAGGAGCUGGGACUACGGCUGCAGGUUCCGCCGCCUCGGGAACCUUCCGAGCCCUCGGUCCAGUGCUGUGGUAGUGGCGGGGGCGGCGGCGGGUCUCCCGCGCGGCCGCUAUGCUGAGCACCCGGGCUCAGGCGGCGAUGACCGCGGCGGACCGGGCCAUCCAGCGCUUCCUGCGGACCGGGGCGGCCGUCAGAUAUAAAGUCAUGAAGAACUGGGGUGUUAUAGGUGGAAUUGCUGCUGCCCUUGCUGCGGGCAUCUAUGUGAUUUGGGGUCCUAUUACAGAAAGAAAGAAGCGUAGAAAAGGGCUGGUGCCUGGCCUUGUCAACUUAGGGAACACCUGCUUCAUGAACUCCCUGCUGCAAGGCCUGUCUGCCUGCCCCGCUUUCAUCAAGUGGCUGGAAGAGUUUACCACCCAGUACACCCGGGAUCAGAAGGAGCCCCCCCCCCACCAGUAUUUAUCCUUAACGCUGUUGCACCUCCUCAAAGCUCUGUCCUGCCAAGAAGUCACCGACGAUGAGGUCUUAGAUGCAAGCUGCUUGUUGGAUGUCUUAAGAAUGUACAGAUGGCAGAUCUCUUCCUUUGAAGAACAGGAUGCCCACGAGUUAUUCCAUGUCAUUACCUCGUCCCUGGAAGACGAGCGGGACCGACAGCCCCGGGUCACCCAUUUAUUUGAUGUGCAUUCCCUGGAGCAGCAGCCAGAAAUAACUCCUAAACAAAUAACCUGCCGCACAAGAGGCUCACCUCACCCCACAUCCAAUCACUGGAAAUCUCAGCAUCCUUUCCAUGGAAGGCUGACGAGCAACAUGGUCUGCAAACACUGUGAACACCAGAGUCCUGUUCGAUUUGAUACCUUCGACAGCCUUUCACUGAGUAUCCCAGCUGCCACGUGGGGGCAUCCACUGACCCUGGACCACUGCCUUCACCACUUUAUCUCCUCCGAAUCGGUGCGGGACGUCGUAUGUGACAACUGUACGCAGAUCGAAGCCAAAGGGACGUUGAAUGGGGAGAAGGUGGAGCACCAGAGGACCACCUUUGUUAAACAGCUGAAACUAGGCAAGCUCCCCCAGUGUCUGUGCAUCCACCUGCAGCGGCUGAGCUGGUCCAGCCAUGGCACGCCCUUGAAGCGGCAAGAACACGUGCAGUUCAAUGAGUUCCUGAUGAUGGACAUCUACAAGUAUCACCUCCUCGGGCACAAACCUGGGCAGCCGAGCCCCAAGCCCAGCGAGGCCGCGGGGCCCGCCCAGGACCUGCAGGACGGGCCAGUCACCCCCGCCCCAGUUCUGAAUCAGCCUGGAGGCCCCAAACCACAGAUUUUUAUGAAUGGCGCCUGCUCCCCAUCUUUAUUGCCCCCCCUGCCAGCCCAGAUGCCCUUCCCGCUCCCGGUGGUUCCUGACUACAGCUCCUCCACAUACCUCUUCCGGCUGAUGGCAGUUGUGGUCCACCACGGAGACAUGCACUCGGGACACUUUGUGACUUACCGACGGUCCCCACCAUCAGCCAAGAACCCUCUUUCAACCAGCAACCAGUGGCUAUGGAUCUCUGACGACACGGUCCGCAAGGCCAGCUUGCAGGAGGUCCUGUCCUCCAGCGCCUACCUGCUGUUCUACGAGCGCGUUCUUUCCAAGAUGCAGCACCAGGGCCGGGAGUACAGGGCAGAAGAAUGACUGCCCUGCCUCAGAGCCGAUGGCAUUGUCCACGCCGGCCAGGAACCAGGCAAGAUCUGACUGUGUGUGUGUGCGCAGACGGCCCCUGCCAGAGCCCUCCGCCUUCUGGGUGUUCUCAGAGCAGGCUCCGUAAAGGAGCCGCUGAUCCCAGUUCAAGCCAAAUCCGGCCCCCUGAACAGCUCUGCGAGUGUGCACUGGGUGGUGUCCUUGCUGUGCUCCGACAGCAUUCACUCUGUCUACAACGUCUUUUUACCAUCUGAUACAGGUAAUUAAAUGAAACCCGGUUCCGGAAGCCACCUUUUUUAUAUUCGGCUAUGUUAGGUGUUCUCAGAGGGGAGGUAACUUUGCCUAAUCCUCCAGUCGGUUUCGGCAUAGAUCUUUUAUUUUUAAUAAGCAGGCCCAUAAAAGGUUAAAUUAUUAAAGGCAACAAUUUAGAAGAAAAAGUGCCUUUCCCUUUCGAUUGCUUUUGUAGCACGUCCAUUCUGGAAAAUACACCUUGUCUGAGAGUCCUCGGAACAACUUUUGAAAAGCUCUGCUCCUUCUAAGUUUCUCCACGGAGAGCAACAGGACAGCUAAAAGAUGCCUGAAGAACACCCGCCUUCUCUUUUUGUGGGUCUUUUCUAAUCUUUGGAUUCUUUCUAUGUCAUCAAAGUGCACCUGCCAAAUCUGGCCCAUCAGCUCUGAGCUGCUUGCUGCUCGCUUCUGCUCUCAGCACGCUGGCCGGGGGACGUGAUGAUGGUCCGUCAUUGGACUGUGAACAGUGGGCACAGAGCAGUGUCUGCGCCAACCACUCUGGACAAAGGCUGUUUUUACACGAAGCCUCCCCGCAUGGGCCAGAUGGACAGUUACCCUGAAUUCUGUUGCCCCUGCAGUGUUCCUGAGGUUUGCAGGUGCCACUGGGGGCCAUGUGAGAGGACAGUCCUUGCCUGGGUUCGGGAGCUGGGGUCGGAAGGGCACGGACCACAGGGCUGCAGUCGGGCUUCCUUGUUUAGCAGAGGGAAGGCUUAACGCUCAGCGAGCAUCCAAAUCCCAGCCCUUUCCACAGA
Molecule: messenger RNA, 2738 nt
Organism: Lontra canadensis (Northern American river otter)
Lineage: Eukaryota; Metazoa; Chordata; Mammalia; Carnivora; Mustelidae
Gene: USP30
Product: ubiquitin specific peptidase 30
Biological process (GO): protein deubiquitination
Cellular component (GO): nucleus; cytosol
Molecular function (GO): cysteine-type endopeptidase activity; cysteine-type deubiquitinase activity
Source: RefSeq, a predicted model, not a curated record